AUGGGAAAACGAAAACAUUCAAAAAUUUCAAAGGAAAAGAAAAAUAUUCAUCAAAGGGAGGAAAAGUCUGCACCAGGAGUUGUUAUGACUAAUUUGCCAGAUGGAGCAUCAUUACAAAUUUCUACAAAAAAGAAAAAGAUGUCUCAUGCUUCUUCUACUACUCCGAAGAAUGAUCAAAUUGGAUUGGAAAUGAUUGAAAAAUGGCAGCAAAUUUUGAGUUUGCAAGAUACACUCACCCUGAUUCUGGGUUACAUUCCCGAAUAUUUAUUGGAGAGAACAAUGAGAUUUGUUAAUAGGGAUUUUUAUCUUGCAUCCUCUGUUGCUUGGAGAGAGAAUAUUCGAAGUUUGAAAAUUCAUGCAUCAUCACUCAAGGAAAUAGAGAUUGGUAUUAAAAGAUGGGAAAAACUCAAGAAUUUGAAAGAUGUAAAGAUUUCGUUUACUGAUUUUGAUAUAUGCUAUGAGUUUGAUGUUUGUUGCUUGAGUCAUUUGGGAUUUGAAAAAAUUGGAGUUGUUAAUACCACAUCAAUAUUUUCCAAAUCUCUUGUUGACACUAAAUGGGUUGAAACUUUGAGAUAUUUACAAAUUGAUAUUCAUCAACAAUAUUUUACUGCCUUGUUUGACUUGAAUUUACACACUUUGGUUGUACAAUUUCUUGAAUUGGAUGAUAGUGAAUUAAUUAUUGGAAAGGAUGAUAAGCCUUUAUUUAAAAGUUUAACCCAUCUCGAUUACUCGAGUAUAGCAUUCAAUAACAUGGAUGAAUUUUUGAAUAGACUUGUUAACCUUAAAAAAUUGAGAAAUGGUGAUGAUGACAUGAGUAUUGAGAAUAUCAAAUUACCUAAUUUGAAACACUAUAAUUGUAUGCAUGAAUUAAUGGGGAUAGAAGAGGUAUUUCCAAAGUUAGAAUCUCUAAAAUCAUAUUCUAGUUUUUCAACAGCUAACGUGACAGGAGCAAUCUCCCUAAAAACUUUAAAAUCGGUAACCCUUAGUUUAGAAUCAAAAACGAUUAGCUCUAUUCCAGAUGCACUGUUUAAUUUACCACUCCUUGAAAAGUUGUCAUUGCUUGUCUACUGCUCCAGUCUAACAAAAUGUUCAAAAAUUAACCCAAAACCAUUGGAUAAUUUGAAAAAGGUAAAGCUUGUAUUUUUUGAAUACGAGAACGGUGAGCUUCCAAUAUCAUUCUUUCAUUUCAGAAAAUGUAGCAAUAUUGAAAAAAUUAGAUUUGAAGAGGAAAGUCAAAAGGUAUUAGUGGAUAUGAAUGAUUUUUCAAAUUUUCCAUUAUUGAAAAGUCUAGCAGUAACAGCUGGAUCUGCUUCUAACUGGAAUAGUCCUAUUUGCACUCUGGAAUCAUUGGCAAUUAAUGUAAAAAAACAAUGCUCAGUUACACUCACAGGACUAGACAAACUGAAGCGUUUGGAAUAUGUAUCACAAAAUAUGAAUAGUCUGGUUCAAUAUCUAAAUGAUAACUCUAAUGAUUGUAUUAGAGAUUUGAAUAUUUCUGGAAAGGAUAUUUCAAAGUUCACAUCAUUUCCCUGUUGUUUGGAAACCCUCACCAUUACACACAUGUAUCUAAAAGAAAUUAAUGAGAGAUUUGUGAACAUUGUCAAGAACCAAACCAACCUUAGAAAACUAGUCAUUGAGGAAUCCAAAUUCGACCUGGUUCCACUCUUGGAAUCGCUCACUUGUCUCAUCCAUCAAAUUAGCAAAAUACAAUUGAGUGGUGAAUGCUAUCCUAUACCAUACUCUGAAUCCAAAUAUAUUACCAAUUUACUCAAAGUCAUAUCAAUAUAUGACUCCAAGAAAAUAGAUCUCAAACUCAACAGGGAAAAGAGAAGGAAUUCCAUUGCUGAAGAGAAACUUCUUUCUGAAAACGAAACUUUGAGACAAGAAAAAGUUGAUCUGUUGGGAAGAAUCAGAGAGCUUGAAGAGAAGCAGAACAAGAGUGAUGAACUUAUUCGAAAGUUAGAAUUGGAACUGGCCUCUUUCAGAAAUAGAGAAUCAAUGGAAGUUACUGAUUCAAAAACUGAACUAAUCCUUAAUGAGAUUACUAACUUAUCUGCCAGAAAUCAAGAUAUGAUUUUUAAUUACAUGCUUGAGAUUAUUCCAAAUGAGAAUGAUUCCGAAUCUGAACUAUUCAUUUCUCUCCUAUCAAAAUCUGUUUACAAAUUAGAACCUGUUGAUGAAAGACAGCAAAUUAGCAUGGCAUGGGAUAAGUUUAACUCCUCAAUUAUGAAACUGAUUUAUGUGAACAGUCACGAAUUCCAAAGAUUAGAAUGGAGUGGGGUUCGUCUAAAGCAGGAAUGGAGUGUAUCUGCCCAGGAAUAA
This is a messenger RNA of Naegleria gruberi, 2322 nucleotides long. RefSeq lists its product as uncharacterized. Lineage: Eukaryota; Heterolobosea; Eutetramitea; Acrasida; Naegleriidae. The record is from RefSeq and is a predicted model, not a curated record. The transcript has 3 exons. Bases 1 to 2322 code for a protein of 773 amino acids.